Messenger RNA from Plodia interpunctella (Indianmeal moth), 2815 nucleotides. RefSeq names its product juvenile hormone epoxide hydrolase-like (gene Jheh-lp3). The record is from RefSeq and is a predicted model, not a curated record. Gene Ontology annotation, molecular function: epoxide hydrolase activity; glutathione peroxidase activity. Bases 226 to 2202 code for a protein of 658 amino acids. Gene Ontology annotation, biological process: response to oxidative stress; epoxide metabolic process. NCBI's taxonomy places the organism in Eukaryota, Metazoa, Arthropoda, Insecta, Lepidoptera, Pyralidae. The transcript is spliced from 9 exons.
ACUUGUCAGUUUUCCGGUCUACCGUCUACUUUAUCCCGUACCUAUUGUUUAUAUUUGUGUGAUUUAAAAAAGAAAGCUAAAUUUUUACAUCAGAAGUCUAUUGAGAAGAUUCUGAGCUUGUGACUUACAUAUUAUCAUAACAAACAAUUGUAUUGUUAAUCAUUUAACGCAAAAAAAAUUGAGUCAUCCCAGCCGGUACCUUCGCGUUGCAUUUUCACAAUAAAUAUGAGCAAAAAAGGGUCUAAUAAAAAACAAAAUGAAAGAAAAACCCAUCAUCCUGCAUCGUCUUCGAAGUCAUCAUCAUUUUUCCUGACUGGAAAAGUAUUCUUUCUAUUAUCAAUCCUGUCGGCGUUAGCAUCAUUCUAUGUAUACAAGAUUCUCACUACACCUCCGGACUUGCCUGCUUUGGACUUAGAACAGUGGUGGGGACCGUACCCAAUCAAUCAGAAACGGGACUUGUCUAUAAGGCCAUUUGAAAUAGAGUUCUCGGACAUUAUAGUCAAUGAUCUCAGAGAGCGCCUACUCCACCGUCGUCCCUUCGUUCCUCCUCUAGAAGAUGCCGGGUUCACAUACGGAUUCAACUCCAACUUCCUAAACAAAGUGCUGGACUACUGGCAGAACAACUACAAUUUUAAAGAGAGAGAGCGGUUUCUCAACCAAUAUAACCACUUCAAGACGAAUAUACAAGGGCUGGAUGUACAUUAUAUUCAUGUGAAGCCAAGAACUGAAAUAAGUGUUAAGGUGAUCCCGCUUCUGAUGUUGCACGGCUGGCCGGGGUCGGUCCGGGAGUUCUACGACGUGAUCCCACUUCUGACCAGACUGAGGCACGAGUACAAGUUUGUGUUCGAGCUUAUAAUACCCAGUCUGCCCGGAUAUGGCUUCUCUCAAGCACCAGUCCGUCCCGGAUUCGGUCCCUUGGAAGCGGCCACGCUGCUGCGCAACUUGAUGCACCGCAUCGGACACAAACAGUACUACAUCCAGGGCGGGGACUUCGGACACGUCAUAGGAAGUGUCAUGGCCACCGUGUUCCCGGGGGAGGUGCUGGGGUUCCACACGAAUAGUCCUUUGUUGAUGGCGCAUCCGUUGGUCAACAUCUACACGGUGUUAGGGUCGCUGUGGCCGCGCGCGGUCGUGGCGGCGGAGCUGCAGCCGCGCAUGUUCCCGCUGCGCGACCACCUCGCCGCCGCGCUGGAGGAGACCGGCUAUCUGCACAUACAGGCCACCAAACCUGACACUAUUGGGCUAGCCCUAACAGAUUCUCCGUCUGGCCUCGCGGCGUACAUUCUCGAGAAAUUCUCCACUUGGACAGACUUUGACAACAAGCGAGCCUGGGACGGGAGACUAAUAGACAAAUACUCGUUGAACGAUCUGUUGGACAACGUGAUGGUGUACUGGGUCAGCAACAGUAUCACGACCAGCAUGAGACUGUACGCUGAGACGUUUAAUAAAAGGAAUUUAGCUCUGAAAAUGGAUAUGAUACCCACGUCGGUGCCGACAUGGGGCAUCAAAUUCAAGACGGAGAUAGCCUAUCAGCCGGACUCGUUCCUCAGGCUGAAGUACAGCAGCUACCUGCACAGCACCGUGGUGGAGGACGGCGGACACUUCGCCGCGCUCGAGAACGCCGCCAUACUCAGCGACGAUGUGUUCGAGGCCGUCGACACAUUUAUACAAUUCCACGGUGUUAACAAUAUAUUACAACCAGAAACUCAAGGGAACCCUGACACAGCAGAAUCAAUAUACGAAUUCAUAGUGAGAGACCUGCAAGGGAACGACGUGAAACUAGACAAAUAUAGAGGCAAAGUUGUACUGAUAGUUAAUGUUGCCUCCCAAUGCGGCCUCACCGACAAAAACUAUCUACAACUCAACGAACUAUAUGACAAAUACUCGGAAAAGGGCUUAAGAAUACUAGCCUUCCCAUGCAAUCAAUUUAAUGGUCAAGAACCAGGAAGCCAUAGACAAAUAUUUAGUUUCACAAAAGAGCGCGGCGUACAAUUCGAUGUGUUCGAAAAAGUUGAUGUGAACGGUGCAAAUACUCACCCUCUAUGGGCGUUCUUGAAACGUACACAAAGCGGUACCUUCGGUGACUUUAUAAAGUGGAGUUUUUCGAAAUUUGUCAUCGACAAGUCUGGUGUGCCCGUUGAGAGGUUCGGGCCUAACGUUGAUCCCAAAGACUUGGAGCCGGAAUUAUUAAAAUACUUGUAAUUUUUCUAUGGAAGAGAAUAUCAUUUUGAAUUUGUCUCAAUGAUUUUUAUGUCGAAAUAAUAAGUGCUCAAUAUUAAUAAAUUAAUUGAGGUCUGUACAUAUCUAUACUAAUAUAAGGGAUGUUUUAAAUUAUUUUGUAUGUAUAUAUUUGUCUUUAGGGUAAUAAUAGUCAGUCACAACUUAAGUACAGUAAGAAUGUUUGCUUCCUAAUUUCAAAUUUAAUCAAAAUGGUAAUAGUAAUAAUUUUUACGUGGUACGCAGUGAAAACUUUAACUUUUGUAUCACGUACGUUUUUAUUUCAAUAAAAUAUUUAGUGCGGAAGCAACCACUAUAUUAUCACUUUAUAUUUUCAAUUGUUUUUAUUUUUCUUAAUAUAAAUAUUUUUGCAUGACCUCAUAACAAAUAAUGAUAUUAAAUAUAUAUGGUUUUUUGCGUCUUGUAAUCAUUCUUGAAUAUUUGAAAUUGUAAAUGUUAUUUUGUUUAUGUCUUGGAAAAAAAGUACCUUAGUUGUAAGAAACGAUUUAAGAAAAUAGUGCAAGUGCGUAAACGUUAAUACAGAAUAAUCAAAAAAGAUUUUUUAAAUGUUUUUAUUAAUAAAAUUAUAAAAGUACAA